CCGUGGCAGCAACGCCGCCCGCUGCCUAUAGGGUGCGCUCUUCCCGGUGCAGUCCCAGCUCUCUGCCCGUCUGCGCCUGCGCAAGGUUUCUGCGGCACAGAGGCGAAGCAAACCCAUUUACGGCUGCGCACUCUCCGACUGAGACAAUGGCAGCUUCCGCCUGGUGGGGUUGGGGAGCUGCGGCCGCUGCCGCUGGCCUGCGCAGGCGAUUAUGUCAUAUGACGAAUCCAUACACUAUCAAAAAACAGCCUGUGCAUCAAUUUAUACAAAGACCACUUUUCCCACUACCGGCCACCUUAUGCAACCCAGUGCGAUACAUGUUUAUUCAAACACAAGAUACCCCAAAUCCCAACAGCUUAAAAUUUAUACCAGGAAAACCAGUUCUUGAGACAAGGACCAUGGAUUUUCCUACACCAGCUGCAGCAUUUCGCUCUCCUCUGGCUAGGCAGUUGUUUAGGAUUGAAGGAGUAAAAAGUGUCUUCUUUGGACCAGAUUUCAUCACUGUCACAAAGGAGAAUGAAGAUUUAGACUGGAAUUUACUGAAACCAGAUAUUUAUGCAACAAUUAUGGACUUUUUUGCAUCUGGCUUACCCCUAGUUACUGAGGAAACAUCUUCAGGAGAAGCAGCUUCUGAAGAAGAUGAUGAAGUUGUGGCAAUGAUUAAGGAAUUAUUAGACACUAGAAUACGGCCGACUGUACAGGAAGAUGGAGGAGAUGUAAUCUAUAAAGGCUUUGAAGAUGGCAUAGUACAACUGAAACUCCAAGGUUCUUGUACCAGCUGCCCCAGUUCAAUCAUUACUCUGAAGAAUGGGAUUCAGAACAUGCUGCAGUUUUAUAUUCCAGAAGUGGAAGGUGUAGAGCAGGUAAUGGAUGAUGAAUCAGAUGAAAAAGAAGCAAACUCAUCUUAAAAUAAUCUGGAUUCUCUUUGGGCAUAACAGUUGGACUUACAAUAUAUACUAAGCUUUUAUUAAUAUGCUGAGGAACUUGAGGAAUAAUAAAAAUUCCCUUUCCUUAGAGAAUAAUAUGUAAA
Molecule: messenger RNA, 1030 nt
Organism: Heterocephalus glaber (naked mole-rat)
Lineage: Eukaryota; Metazoa; Chordata; Mammalia; Rodentia; Bathyergidae
Gene: Nfu1
Product: NFU1 iron-sulfur cluster scaffold
Biological process (GO): iron-sulfur cluster assembly
Cellular component (GO): mitochondrion
Molecular function (GO): iron-sulfur cluster binding; iron ion binding
Source: RefSeq, a predicted model, not a curated record